Messenger RNA from Columba livia (rock pigeon), 1384 nucleotides. RefSeq names its product transmembrane protein 69 (gene TMEM69). The record is from RefSeq and is a predicted model, not a curated record. The transcript has 3 exons. Bases 390 to 1166 code for a protein of 258 amino acids. NCBI's taxonomy places the organism in Eukaryota, Metazoa, Chordata, Aves, Columbiformes, Columbidae.
UCCCGGCCUCAAGCACGCCGGGGAGCGGGACGUGCGGCUCUUGCGGGUGACCCGCACACCCGGACACUUCCCCGGCCCCGCGGAACGAGACGGGCCGCGCCUGUUCCCGCCCGGACUUGCACCGCGCAGGGCCGCGCCGAGCGCUUCCCGGGACACCGGAAGGCGCGGCAGCCGGCGGGCACCGCCGCGGUUGGGCCUGGCGGCGGGCACAGCGCGGCUGCCCCGCCCCGGCCCCCUGGCACCCGCGUCCCUCCCGGACACGCAGCUUUCCUCGCCCCUUCCCGCGGCUCUCGGUGCGCGGAGCCGCCCGCCUGCCCCGGGGCAGCAGGACCGGGAACCGGAGGGUCAAGCCCGCCGCCUGCUUGCCGUUCCAGGGCCUCAAAGCAAACAUGUUUCCUUUUCUACAACGAUGCUGUUUCCACACAUCUUUCAAAGUCCAGAAGUUAACAGGUACCAGACUACUACUGUACGGAAGGAAUAAGACAACUUGGUGUUCUCUCAGCUUUCGUCUGCAGACAGAUGUGUGUCUUUUCUCAAGAUCUCCAAGCCUCAGCCCAGCAUCAGUAUAUGCAACCAAGCUCCAGGCUUUUCACACCUCUCCCCCUUCCUUCAAGAAGAAAACCCCCAAGGAAUCUGAGACUAAAAAGCCAGGCGUAUUGGAACGAAGCGUGGAAUCACUAAAGGAGUCUCCGAAGCCAGCCCUUUAUUUAAGCCUCGCAGGGCUAAUUCCGUUUGUUUCUGUGCCACUGGCAAUGGCCAUUCAAGGGACCUACUACCCAGAGGUGGCGUUUGCUCAGGUUUUGUAUGGUGCUGUGACAGUCUCUUUCCUCGGAGGAAUGAGGUGGGGGUUUGCUCUCCCGGAGAACAGCCCAGCCAAGCCAGACUGGCUGAGCCUGGCUAACAGUACAGUUCCUCCUCUACUUGCCUGGCAAGCUUUACUUUUUAAAGACGUCACUCACAGUGCGGUGAUGCUAGUGCUGGCCUUAGGGAUAGCGCUACAUUAUGACGUUGCCCUUCUUCCUCCUUAUCCUAGGUGGUUUAAAGUACUGAGGGUGGUGGGAACGGUGGUGAUGGCGUUAUCACUAUUAGCUACUGCAGCAUUGAAGGCCGUUUCAGAAGAGCAGCUAAGUGACAGCAGAGAUAAAUGGCAGAACACAAAACAAUAAAUCAACAGCAAAAAAGCUGUUUAUAUGCCAAUAAGGUAUUUGUACUGAGUUCCAGGGGAAGUAAAGACUUACUUAUGCUUGUAAGUCAUAAGAUAGCAGUGAUCAAGAUGCUUAUUCUCAAAGCAAACUAUUUAGUUAGGAUUGUAAAUAGCAGUGACUGUCAAAGCAGGCACAAGUCUGUCCUUAUCAGUAGAAUAAAGCAUCACUCUUGAAUGAGA